Molecule: messenger RNA, 4863 nt
Organism: Haliotis rufescens (red abalone)
Lineage: Eukaryota; Metazoa; Mollusca; Gastropoda; Lepetellida; Haliotidae
Product: G2/M phase-specific E3 ubiquitin-protein ligase-like
Exons: 6
Coding region: 2281-3078 (265 amino acids)
Molecular function (GO): ubiquitin-protein transferase activity
Source: RefSeq, a predicted model, not a curated record
AAUCGGCGCGGUUUUACUAACCACUAGCCCCUAGCGGUUAGCGUCUUGCAGUGGUAAAACCGCGCCAUAUGGAAACUGAGCCGCUGUACUUUUCAACAUAGUUUUUCUAUAGCAUCUCAUCCGCCUCCCUAAACGUACCCCAAACCGCGUUUAAAAUUAAAACACGUUCCUGUCUGACGUAUUUGAAACGUUAUGCCUUAAACAUUGUGAGGGAAAUAACCAGAACACAACCUUGCGCGUUCGGAUUACGUUAUACAUGUAUGUUAGCUGGGUACAAUAGGCUACAUAACAUUCAGUUUGCUGAAUUUGAACGAGCUUGCAGAAAUCUGAUUGUGCAUUUUAAAAUUCAUCUUAACCAAACGAUCUUAACCAUGAUGUUUCAGGUUGACUCAGAAGCAGUAUCAAUAUUUGGUAACUGUGACUUUCAAAAAUUAGGGUUGACAGCCUUGGGGUAUGUUGCGAAGCUCAAACAUUUCUGUGAUAGCCCGCCUUCGGCUAACACAGAGCAUACACCUCCAAGUACAACCAUCUCGGAAGAUUUGCAAGCUGCGUCCCAUGUACGGGAAAGAAGGAAGAAAUUGCUAGACAUGCUGAGAAGAAAUAAGAGGUCAAGUAGAACAAAUCCAGAGACUACAAACACAGCGGGCAGACCUAAAAAGAGCACAAGAACCAUUAAUAUCGGUAUGCGACUUCUUAAUGAACGAAAACGCGACAAAGAUGGCUGGAGAAUAGCUAAAUCAAUCAAAGCCCCACUUGGAGACAAGAACUGUAUUGUUAUGGAAUUUUCACUGGAUUCAACAUAUGACACAUUGAAGACUAAAAUAGAGUCGGCGCUGUUUGUGAACGGAAAUAAUUCCGUUCUCGGAAAUGCUACUGACUAUGAUUAAGAGGUCGUCAAUGGAAGGAAUGAAAAUCUUAAUGACACUCUAUCCUGCAGUUUUAAUUUAGGAAACUAUAUUGAGGAAAAAAGGAUCCGGGAGCCAUUCGCUUCUACCUUCUUUGCAGUCCACGGUGUCUAGUCAGUGACACUGAUGGCAACAGUGGUGAGUAUCAUACAUCACGGUUUAACAGGAUCGCAUACAAGAUUGUUUGACGCGUUGAUUGUAAUUGAUUUUGGUGCAUAUUUAUUAAUUUACUUUCCAGAUUCAGACACAAUACUUCCAGAAUUUGACCUUGGAACGCCAAGUGGGGAAGUUUUGCUUCGUCGAAGGACUCGAAACCGAUCAAACACCUCACCUUCCGCAAGUCAAUCAAACAGAUCAUCGACCUCGACGUCAUCAACUACAGUAUACCCUUCCACCACGACUUCGUCUUCAGAAUUACCCCUUGUCACAGCAUCGUCAACGUUUCAUCUCGCUUUCACGUCUCAGCCUCCGCUGAAUCCUCUGACCAUGCCACCCUCCACAGUACACCCAUCAACCAACACCUCACAAAAUACCGCUGAUCAUCUGACCACUCCACAGUACACCCAUCAACCAACACCUCACAAAAUACCGCUGAUCAUCUGACCGCUUCACAGUACACCCAUCAACCAACACCUCACAAAAUACCGCUGAUCAUCUGACCACUUCACAGGAAAUAAACUGUCCUUCUGUUCCAUCGACAUCAAUAGCAGGAUACAACAUGCAGCGAGACUAUGCCGAACUAAUAACAUAUUCUGACUCCGAGGAAGAGUUCCAGGCGGCCAUCCAGGCAAGCCUAAGUGAGACUGUGUCCACUGGAAGAAUAGAAAAGUGCCCGGAUUCCUCCGAAGUGGUGAUAGGUAUAAGAGAGAAAGUUGCUCCGGACAAAGGAACAACGCUCCUGAAUGUAGUCAGAGGAAAGGUGUUAGAUGGUGCCAGUAGAGCGAUCAAGCGUCCUUCUUUCGAUCCACAAUGUUCGCUUUCUGUUAAAUUCAUGGAUGAUGUGGGGACAACUGAAGGUGCCAUUGAUGAAGGUGGACCAAGAAGGGAGUUCUUUAGUCUCGUCGCAAGAGAGAUCAACGAUAGUCCGAUGUUCUCAGGGCCAACUGGUGAUAAGUUUAUUAUCCCGAACCAAAGAGGUAAACUGUAACAGUAUCAUAUAAGUCCAUUUAUGUAGCGCUGAAAUUACAUAUUGACAGAUGCUAAGUAGGUCAUUUAUGUUCCCUCGGUCACCGGUCACCAUACUUCCAUCAUACAAUGGUCUGAUUUCAUUUUUGAAUAUGCAGGUGCUUCAUUUGUUCUCAUACAUUUUAGAAGCACAAGGAAGGUUGUGUUUUGAUAGUAAAGUAAACGUCUCUAAUUUAUUUAUAUUUCAGCUAUGGAUAAAGAUCUGUACUUUAUUGUGGGUGUGCUGAUUUCUUUGUCCCUGGCGCAUGGCGGUGCUCCACCUCGGAUAUUUUCGGAGAAAAUGUACAGCUGGAUAACACAAGGACCGAGUUUCAUCAAAUCGAGUAUUGUUUUGGCAGACCUUCCCCGUGGAACAGACAUUUACGAGAAGCUUCACCGUGUGAAUAAUGCCAAUAACCUGGACGAGCUGCAGGCUGCUGCUGGAGAGAUGAGCAGCUUCCUAGAAGUGGCCGGAUGCAGUAUAAUCCUUCAGGAUAUGAAGGACAAGGAGAGACUCGUCCGAGCGUGUGUACAGUUCUACAUGGUAGAUCGAGUUCAGUCAUGUAUGACAAGAUUCUUAGAAGGUCUUUCGACACUUGGUGUCCUAGAAACAGUGAGAAAACAGCAAUCUUCCUGCAGUGAUCUGUUCUGCAAAUCCGUGGAUAAUCUUGGCUUGGACACCGUCACGGAACUGUUUAAGCCAGUUCUGAACCCUGAAGGUACAAACAGAAGACGAAAGGAAGUUUCCACAUUGGCGUAUUGGAGUGACUACCUGAGUGACGUGAAAGAGGGGGAAUCAAGACUGCAAUUCUCCGACAUAUUGAUGUUCGACACUGGAUCUGAAUCCAUACCACCUUGUGGAUUUGAUACAAACCCACGACUUGAGUUUCUGCCAGAUUCACCAAACAUGAGAUAUCCAACAGCCAAUACCUGCAGCUGCAUUUUAAGAUUGCCUGUGUCCUAUGAUGAAUACAGCGAAUUCAAAGAAAACUUUGAGUUGCAGUGUUGAAUGCUGUUGGGUUUGGUAUUGCGUGAUAACCUUUGACAGUUGUUAUCUAUAAUUAUUGUUGACAGUAAAGAACACCUAUAGUAUGAGGAAGACUUUCCUAUUUGAUCAGCAUUUUCUGCUUGAAGAAAAAGUACAGAUUGUUUUGUUAAAACUACCAUUACCACUGCGGUGUCUGGGAGUUUGUACACAAAGGCACGCGUCUUUAAAUCGUGUUAAAACAACAACCAAAACGAUAUAGUAAAAAAAUAUUUUAUAUGAGGUUAACUCGCACUCGCCCGUCUUCUCCAUAAGAGUAAAGGUUGGACACUUCUCUGCCGGUAUGCUCCCUUGAGACCAGCUUAGAGUUUUUCAAAUUGUAAAUUGCAAUACACAGAACAGCUUUAAAAACAUUCUUUGGACGUCCAUUGAUUCUGGGUAUUGCAAUUUUUACACUUUGAAAAACUCUUAGUGGGUCUCAAGUGAGCAUACCGGCAGAGGUGUUUCAGAAGUGUCCGAUCUUUAUUUUUUUUGUAGAAGACGGGCGAUUGCGAGCUAGACUGAUACGGGUCUCUUAUAAAAGAUAUUUUUACUAUGUCAGGUUUUUUGUUUGCUGUUUUGGUUAUAACACUAAUUUAACGCCGCGCGCCAGUGACUGUACAGUACAUUUUAACCGUCGCUGAUUCACUGUGUUUGUUUGGUUUUUCAGACAAGGCUCUGAACAAUCUAUUUAUUUAUUUGUUAUAUCAACUUCAGUGACUAAUAUGAAUACUUUGGUUAAACAAUACUCAUUUCCGCAGUAUUGAGAGAUUUUAGACAUUUUACAUUGUUUUCAUAUCUCAUGAAUGAAACCAAAAUGUUAAGAAAGUGAAAUAUUGGUGAGUAAAACGUGGGUCACCAAGUCUGGGAACACAAUUUAUGUUAUACAUUUUACGUUUUUACGUUCUUAACCGACAUUAAAGAAUUAUUUUUGUGAGAAAACUGAAUCCCCAUUUACUAUUCUUUGAUGUACUUCCACUUUCAGUGAAUUUAACAUUCAUUCUCCAUUAAGUGGAGAUUUGCUGAAUUUUGACAUCCCUCAGUCAUCAUUACUAUUUUAUGGACAAGUACAAAUUUAGAUAUGUAUACCAGAUGUGGUUAAAUAAGAAUAUUCACGAAAACAUUGUUUUAUAUAUUAUUUGAUAUCAAAUUAUACUUGAAAUACAGUCAAUAACUGCAUUUCUACUCUUGUCCUUCGCCUAUAUACAUCCAAACUUUCAAACUAUAUUUCUCAUUUUCCCAAUACGCAAUAUGUUAUUUGUUAAUAGAAUUGACAUAGAAACUGUAUUUGAACAAUAUUAUUUCAGUAUUGUCAGUUGUCUUUGACUGAGAACAUUCAUGAAUCUGUCCCAAAAGUUAUCACCAGAUACGUUAAACACUUUUGAAAUCGUAGUUAUGAUAUUUGAAUUGAACUCUUUACACAGUUAAAUAAUGCAUAAACACGUGUAUUAACUGAUUAUCAAACAGCAAACUACAGCUUUGACAUGUGUGUUCAAGUAAGCAUGGUACAAUUAAAACUGAUUUUUUUUAUAUCUUUGUUACAUUCGUUUUUCAUCAUGCAGAUACGUUAAACACACCAAUACGGAUUGUGAAACUCCUAAACCAGUUACCGAUUCGAUACUUUCUGACAGAAUGAACAGCGAGAUAAGGGUGUGGUGUAUGUCCAGGAGAUGUGUUGUGGAUUAAAGGGCAAUAUAUGUCGCUCUUUUGUUUAUUUGUAGCAUCAGAUACGUGUUCAUCAGAUACGUGAACUGUAUACAUUUUAUUCAG